This is a messenger RNA of Caenorhabditis remanei, 312 nucleotides long. RefSeq lists its product as uncharacterized. Bases 1 to 312 code for a protein of 103 amino acids. The transcript is spliced from 2 exons. The record is from RefSeq and is a predicted model, not a curated record. Lineage: Eukaryota; Metazoa; Nematoda; Chromadorea; Rhabditida; Rhabditidae.
AUGAAGACCCUUCUUGUUUUGGCUGUCUUGGUUGCCGUUGCUACUGGACUCGUCCUCCCAGAGAAGAGAAGCGCUAUUAGCUGUCAAAUGUGCGAGUUGGUUGUCAAGAAGUACGACGCCUCCGCUGACAAGGAUGUCACCACAAUCAAGAAGGAUUUUGAUGCUGAAUGCAAGGCUCUCUUCCACUCUAUUCCAUUCGGAACCACCGAAUGCGACCACUACGUGAACAAGAAGAUUGACCCAAUCAUCCACGAGCUCGAGAGCGGAACCGCACCAAAGGAUGUGUGCACCAAGCUCCACGAGUGCCCAUAA